GCAGGAGUCGUGUUAAAGUUGGCGCCGGCGUUCCCCGAUUCGUGUUCGCUCUUGGACGACGGCGGCGACGGCGGUGGCUCCGUGCGCUCCUGCUUCCUCUUUUCUACCCUCCAUCUCAAUUCCUGGCCUUUCCAUCUUCGAAUCGUCGCUUGUAGGUGUGCACAUCCAGAGGGCAGCUCGAGCCGGCGUUUGAUUCGGCUUCUUUUGGUGUCGGCUUUUCUUGCGCCUUUGGAGCGAUUCGGUCGUGGCCCAGGAAUCUUUUCUCAUGUUGCUGGCUUUAUGGAUAAGAAUAUCGAAAGGAGGUUUGCAAUAUGCUUGCCUAUUGCAUUAACAGCAUCAGCAUCAUUAAUGGGAACUACAUAAAGCUUAUUCUCCACACUCUCAAUAAGGCUAUAUAACAUCAACAAGCUGGUAGUUCUAAUAGGCUUCAAUAGACAAUGAAUAAAUGGAAAGAAAUGGAAACUCGGUUAGCAUUACCAGCAGUAAAGGUAACUGUAGAGCAGCAACUCUGUAAGUCUGGAAAUUCUGGUGUUAUCUCAUCAUCUCUACCUGAGUUACCAGUCAUUGUUGAAGAACGGUUCCCUGAAUUACCAGAUUCCCAACUGAUUCCAAUGGAUGAAAUGAGGAAUCUCUUAGUUUCUCCUUACAGUCCUUAUGUUUCCAACACUGGAAAUGCUCAAAACUUGCACUCAUCGCCUUCAGGAUUUUCUUCAGUUUUUCAUCAUCCUCCAAUAGUUCCCCAUGAGAGACAUGGAAAUACAAAUAAUACUGCUAUUAAUGCUGGAAACUCAUUGUCCACCUACUCAUGCAAAGGAGCUUUUCAAGCAUCGAUUGAUAACUUCUCCAAAGAUUCAGCUGAAGUGGCCUGGAGUCUAGAUUCAGUUCAGGGAAUUCUUAACUCAGAUGAUGACAUUCCUGGGAGCAAUCCUAUCCAAAGUAGCUCGGUUAUGAUAACUGAUGACCUUAAUAAGCAAAAAGAAUGGUGGACCAAUAUUGAGAAUGAAGAUUGGAAAGAGAUUCUUAAUGACACAACUAUUGUUGAAUCUCAAUCAAAGGUUGUGUACCCGGCUGUACAAACUUCCCCGAAUGUAUCUAUUCUCCAUUCACAAAUUUAUCAGUCUAUUCCAUGUCAUUCUGGAGAUCUUAUAGCUGUCACUAGUCCACUGUCCACUACUACAGUUGCGGCCAAGCCACGUAUGAGGUGGACUCCAGAGCUACAUGAAUGCUUCGUAAAUGCUGUCGAUCAACUUGGUGGUGGUGAAAAAGCUACUCCUAAAGGAGUACUGAAACUCAUGAAAGUGGAAGGUUUGACAAUAUACCAUGUGAAGAGUCAUCUACAGAAAUACAGAACAGCCCGCUAUAGGCCAGAUUCAUCUGAAGGGAUGUCUGAAAACAAAGCAACUCAGAGUGAGGAAAUCCCUCCUCUAGAUCUGAAGAAAGGUAUUGAUCUAACUGAGGCAUUGCGGCUCCAGAUGGAAGUUCAGAAACGCCUUCAUGAACAACUUGAGAUUCAGAGAAAUCUACAACUCAGAAUUGAGGAGCAAGGGAAGUACCUGCAGGUGAUGUUUGAGCAGCAAUGCAAGUCAACCAUGAACAACUUCAACACUCCUUCCACUGCAGAAGAGCCAUCAAGUGUAUCUUCUGAUCCGAUUGACAUGGCUGCGAAGACUGAUACCUCCAUCAAUUCAAAGGGAGCAGAAAGUUCCAAGCAAACAGCUACCAAAAGGAAGAUGCCAGAGCUUGAUCCUUCAAAUCCAAGUAAUGCAGAUGCUAUCAUCGGGUGUAGAUUUUUCAGUCUCACCUUGAGAUGGUGGCAGGUUUUGGGAAAACCAUUUCAAGAAGUUGUAUAAGUAUUCAAUGUCGCAUUGUUCAGGAUGAAGGCAAGUCUUUUUUUUCAGGACAAUUAUGCCAUAAAAAAUGUUGACUGGAGAUAUUUAUUCCUUCAAUAAAAGUGUUAAUGCA
Molecule: messenger RNA, 1962 nt
Organism: Zingiber officinale
Lineage: Eukaryota; Viridiplantae; Streptophyta; Magnoliopsida; Zingiberales; Zingiberaceae
Product: protein PHOSPHATE STARVATION RESPONSE 2-like
Exons: 9
Coding region: 438-1850 (470 amino acids)
Molecular function (GO): DNA binding; DNA-binding transcription factor activity
Source: RefSeq, a predicted model, not a curated record